GAGCCUCGUAGAACUCUCGGCCCGCGCCGCCGGCGUCCACCACCAGACAGAGCAAAGCAAUCGUGGAAAACCCUUGCUGCCGCGCCGCCGCCUCGCCUCCGCCGCCUCAGAUCUCCCCACCACAAAGCCCCAACCCCGGCGCGACACCAAGCUCGCCACCAUGCCUGCGAUGAUGCAACCGCAGAUCAUCCUGCUCAAGGAAGGGACGGACACGUCGCAGGGGCGGGCGCAGGUGGUGAGCAACAUCAACGCGUGCACGGCGGUGGGGGACACGGUGCGCACCACGCUGGGGCCCUGCGGCAUGGACAAGCUCAUCCACGACGACAAGGGCGGCGUCACCAUCUCCAACGACGGCGCUACCAUCAUGCGCCUCCUCGACAUCGUCCACCCCGCCGCCAAGAUCCUUGUCGACAUCGCCAAGUCCCAGGACUCCGAGGUUGGUGAUGGGACUACAACCGUGGUGCUUCUUGCUGCUGAAUUUUUAAAGGAGGCAAAGCCUUAUAUUGAGGACGGAGUACACCCUCAUAGCCUAAUUCGUAGUUAUAGGACUGCUGGCCAUUUGGCAAUUGAGAAGGUAAAAGAACUGGCAGUUAGCAUAGAAGGGAAAAACCUUGAAGAAAAGAAAUCACUGUUAGCCAAGUGCGCUGCAACGACGCUCUCGUCGAAGUUAAUAGGUGGUGAGAAAGAAUUCUUCGCUCCCAUGGUUGUCGAUGCUGUUCUUGCCAUUGGCGAUGAUGACAGACUUAACCUUAUUGGAAUAAAAAAGGUUCCAGGAGGUACUAUGCGAGAUUCCUUCCUUGUUAACGGCGUUGCCUUCAAGAAGACAUUUUCAUAUGCUGGAUUUGAGCAACAACCAAAGAAGUUCUUGAAUCCAAAGAUUCUUUUGCUGAACAUUGAGCUAGAGUUGAAAUCUGAGAAAGAAAAUGCAGAAAUCAGAUUGUCGGACCCUCUGCAGUACCAGUCAAUUGUUGAUGCUGAAUGGAACAUUAUUUAUGACAAGUUAGAAAAAUGUGUAAAAAGUGGGGCAAAAAUAGUGCUUUCACGGUUAGCAAUUGGUGAUCUUGCAACACAGUAUUUUGCAGAUAGGGACAUUUUCUGUGCUGGCCGCGUUACAGAAGAGGAUUUACAACGUGUUGCAGCGGCAUCUGGUGGAACCAUUCAGACAUCAGUGAACAAUGUCGUUGAUGAGAUUCUUGGUUCCUGUGAAGUUUUCGAGGAAAAGCAAGUGGGCAAUGAACGGUUUAACAUAUUUAGUGGUUGUCCUUCUGGUCAAACAGCAACCAUAGUGCUUCGUGGCGGUGCAGAUCAGUUCAUUGAGGAGGCUGAAAGAAGUCUCCAUGACGCUAUCAUGAUUGUUAGGAGAGCUUUCAAGAACUCAACAGUCGUGCCUGGUGGUGGUGCUAUUGAUAUGGAAAUAAGCAGGUAUCUCAGGCAGCAUGCGCGGUCCAUAGCUGGGAAGUCUCAAUUUUUUGUAAAUUCAUUUGCUAAAGCCCUUGAGGUAAUUCCAAGACAGCUUUGUGACAAUGCUGGAUUUGAUGCAACUGAUGUGUUGAAUAAGCUCAGACAGAAACAUGCAUCCGGUGAAGGUGCUAAUUAUGGUGUGGACAUCCACAAUGGUGGAAUUUCAGAUUCUUUGGCUAACUUUGUGUGGGAACCUGCAGUCGUGAAGAUCAAUGCCAUAAAUGCUGCAACUGAAGCUGCUUGUCUUAUUCUUAGUGUGGAUGAGACAGUAAAAAACCCCAAGUCUGAGAGUGCACAAGGUGAUGCUGCUGCUAUGGCUGGUCGGGGCCGAGGUGGAGCAGCCAUGCGUGGCCGUGGUGGAAGGGGUAUGAGGAGGUGGUAAUCAUGCCAUGCCACACUGUGACUUCUGGCCAGUCAUGCGGGUCAAAUUUUGGAGUUAGGUUCCUUCCUCUCCCUGCGCUCAGCCGGAACAAGCAUGUGUGCCCGUUGUGGGGGCGUUCAUGUGAGCUCUAUGAUUUCCUAAGUGUGCUAGUCGGAAAUUGCAAAUAUUGCUGUUAUGGUUUGCCUACCAGCUUGUGUAAUGUCACAGGCUGGCAGUUGCAGUCUAUGGUCCAUCUUGGUUCGUUUCCUGCAUAGCAUUUGGUAGGAUCAUCCUGUGAAAAAGAUUUAUGUACUGAGAUUGUAAAAUAUUAUUGGUUUCUCGUGCGAUAAGGCUGGCAUAGCAGAGGUAUUUUUACUGUGAAAUCUAUCUGUAACUGGUUGGUGAGAGAGAAUCCUAACCAGUGUUAUAAGCACA
Phragmites australis (common reed) is the source of this 2257-nucleotide messenger RNA. Its product is annotated as T-complex protein 1 subunit eta-like. Gene Ontology annotation, biological process: protein folding. The record is from RefSeq and is a predicted model, not a curated record. Bases 161 to 1843 code for a protein of 560 amino acids. Gene Ontology annotation, molecular function: ATP binding; ATP-dependent protein folding chaperone; ATP hydrolysis activity. The transcript has 14 exons. Gene Ontology annotation, cellular component: chaperonin-containing T-complex. NCBI's taxonomy places the organism in Eukaryota, Viridiplantae, Streptophyta, Magnoliopsida, Poales, Poaceae.